This is a messenger RNA of Hirundo rustica (Barn swallow), 1567 nucleotides long. RefSeq names its product mitochondrial ribosomal protein S30 (gene MRPS30). Gene Ontology annotation, biological process: translation. Gene Ontology annotation, molecular function: structural constituent of ribosome. The record is from RefSeq and is a predicted model, not a curated record. Gene Ontology annotation, cellular component: mitochondrion; mitochondrial large ribosomal subunit; ribosome. The coding region runs from base 9 to 1373 and encodes 454 amino acids. Lineage: Eukaryota; Metazoa; Chordata; Aves; Passeriformes; Hirundinidae. The transcript is spliced from 5 exons.
UCCGCGAGAUGGCGGCGCUGGGGGCCUGGCGGCUGCUGCGGCCCGGCCGGCGCUGGUUCUCGGAGGCGGUGCCCGGCGCCCCCUCGCCGCCCGCCAGCCCUCUCUACCCGCCCGUGGUGGCGUCCAUCACCGCCAAGAGCAAGGCGGCCAAGUCGCGACGCCUGCAGCGUUUCAACCAGCGGGUACACGCGGCGGCCACGGUGGAGGAGAAGCUGCGGCUGUACGGGAAGCUGCAGCGGCCCAAGUAUACAGUGUACCCGCAGACCUUCGCCCUCAACGCCGACCGCUGGUACCGCAGUUUCACAAGAACCGUCUUAGUGCCGGGGAUGCCCCCGAGAGGCGCGGCCGCGAAACCCCCGGUAGCGGCGGCAGGAGGGACCGGCGAGGCCGGCAGAGCCCUGGAGCCGGGAGCUGCGGCGGCGCCGGUGGCUGCGGAGGCGUCGGGGGAUGCGGUGGUGCCGGAGGCCGCGGCGGGAGUGGCACCAUAUGUAGAUAUAGGCGAGUUGCGCUCUCUCGCCUGCGACGCCCUUCUCCAGGAGAGCUUCUACCAGAACAAGAAGCGGCCGUUCCUCUACCGCGACCAGGACCACACGCCCGGCCCCUUCCUCACGCAGCUCGUUUCCACCCUCGCCGCUUCCCUGUCCGGUCGCAACCCAGUGCUGGCUGCUUCCUCCCUUGACCUAAAUCCUGAAGUUAACUAUUACUGGCAUCAUGGUGAGGAAGUUGUUGUUCAUGGACACCGGAAGGGUAGAGUUGAUCCUGUGCGAUUCCAGAUAGAUGAUAACCCACACCUCCAGAUCCGUGUACCAAAGCAGCUUCCUGAGGUUGUACCCCUGGAGUCAGAUCUUGGAGAUGUUCCUGUAAUUGACCACAAGCCAUCCAAACUGCCAUUGUUCAAAAAACAGUACGAAAAUAAGGUAUUUAUAGGAUCUAAGGUAGCAGAUCCGUGCUGUUAUGGACAUACCCAGUUUCAUCUGCUUCCUGACAAACUGAAGCGGGAGAGGUUUAUAAGAGACCGUCUCGAGGAUCAAAUCGAAGUUGUUUAUCGAUCAAAUGGAAUUGCAAGUCUCUUUGCCUGGACAGCAGCACAAGCAAUGUAUCAAGGAUUCUGGAGUGAAGCAGACGUGACCCGUCCUUUUGUAUCACAGGCAGUAGUGACUGAUGGAAAAUAUUUUGCUUUCUUUUGUUACCAGUUAAAUACUUUAGCAUUGACUGCAGAAACUAUUAAAAACAACCCUCGAAAGAAUAUCUGUUGGGGUACAGACAGUAAGCCACUGUAUGAUGUUGUGGAAGAUGGUAAUGUGAAAGGCUUUAAUGAUGAAGUUCUGCUUCAGUUGGUUAGUUUUCUACUAAGCAGACCAAAAGAAUUGUAAAUCAUUAAACCACAUAUAAAAUAUGUGUCUGACCUUCAUUAUGACUCCAUGAGGUAUGAGCUAUACUGUGCCUUGAUUUUAGGCAGGUAUUUGUCAAGCAAACACUGUAUACAUAUUUUAUGUUAUUUAGGCCUUCUUUUUUCUUUCUUAGUGUAUCCUGUACACUGGCAAAUAAAUGGCUGAAAUACCUCAAA